UCUGUCUAAUAUCCAUGAAAGAACCCUCUAUGUUGCGCCGGAGGAGACCCAAUUCGUCGAAGAAACUCAAACUCGUUUGCAGCUUCAAUGGCCGAUUCCAGACGCGUCCGCCCUCUGGUAAGCUUGGUUACGUCGGCGGCGAUACUCGUAUCAUCUCCGUCGACCGAGGCAUCGGAUUCUUGAAACUUCGGUCUAAGAUCUCAGAGCUCUGCCCCGAUAUCCGUUCCUUCUCUCUCAAAUACCGCCUUCCCGAGUCGGAUCCUGUUCACGGUGACACCACCAAUCUUGUUUUGAUCGCUUCCGACGAUGACGUUCGUUGCAUGGUCGAUGAGUACGAUAAGAUGGACUUCUACGGACAGCAAACAAGAUUGAGGAUUUUCGUUUGCCGUGAUAAUGGGUAUGUUAACGUGAAUCUCCCCAUGAAUUGUAUUGAAAACAUAAAUGAUUAUGUGUGUGGGAAAAAGGGGUUUGGUGUUGAGGGGAAAGAGACUUGUGUGAAGGGUGUGAGUGAUUUUGGUGAUUAUAUUAGUAAUGUGUUUCAAAGUCGAAAUAGUGGGAGCUAUUUGUUUGGACUCCAGUUUGAUACUAAGGAAAUCAACAAUCCGGCGACUGUUGUGGCCGGAGGCCGGUAUAGUGAUCGUUCACUGAGAAAAGUGAUCUUGAAACAACAGUUGUCGGCAAAGAAACCGGCUCCAAUUAGCAGUUUUUGCAGUGGGGAAAGGGAAUUUAGGCGUUCUGACGAGCGAAAAUAUUGUUACCCACUUAUAGAUUUAGCCCCUGAAGCAUUAGUCCCAAAGAGUAAACAAACUGCGAAUCUGAAUUUUGAACACCCGCGUGAAGUGAAUAUUUUGAUUUGCAAAACUGAGGAUGCCCUUUCUCCAGGAAAUCAAAAUUUUGAAAAUUUGGUAAGGAAUGGAAAUACAAGGGUGGAUGGGAGUAGUCCCAGGCAGUGUUUGUUGAGGCUGUCUGGGUGUAAUGGAGGUGGAAUGAAUCAAGGCAUUUCAAAUACAUCCAGUGAGGUGGUUCAGUUUCCACAGCUGUCAUGUAAUUCAAGUAUCAUUUCGUUGUCAAGUGGUUCUAAUGCUAAGCAGGACUUGAGAAACAUGGACCCUAUGUCAUGGACUAAUUUCAACAGGAAAAACAUGCCAUGUCCUGCAAAUUAUGAUUUGGGGAAGAUUAGUUUAUUGCCGCUUUCUUGCAGCAAUGAGAUGGUGGGAAGUGCUUCUCCAAUGAAAAUCCUGUCUGCUAGAGAUAGGGCGUUGGGGGGUGAUCUUCAAAGUGGCAUCCGCAAGCAUAGGUUUGGCCUGUGUGAUACCAGAAAUCAUCGGAUGUGUUUAUAUCACAUACGUAACCAUCAGAGUAAUCUCUCCGAGAUGGGUAGCAAUCAAAAUUUGAGGUUGGACGGAAGGUCUUGGUCAGGGCGAUGCUGUCCUGGGCUCAGACCAAACCCAAACAUAGCAAAACAGGGGCAAUCUAUGAGAUCAUACCAUCCAAAUUAUUUGAAGCCAUUGUCUUGCACACACACCCAUACACUGCAAGGAUUGAUGAGAAUGAUGGACUCUAGCUUAAAUAGUCACUCUUGCUCCCAUGAUCUCCAAUAUGCCAAUGAGAACAUAAGAGACCAGGGUAUCCUUGCAUCUGAAUAUGGAAGCCCAAAUAUUGAGGAAUGUAAAUUUGCCUACCAUGGUGCAUAUGCUGGCAUGGGCAACCCACCCCUCUUGUUUCGUAAUGCUGUUGAGAACCCAUUGAAGGACGGUUUCUUAACUGAUUCUGGUAGUGGGAUGCAUGAAGUUCCACAUCAGAACCCUUACCAGAAUUGUCACAGAGUGCUCACAAAUUGUGAAUCUGGUUGUUAUGAUUCAAGGCAACCAUUCUCAUUGAGCCCUCAGAAAGUUGACAAUAUUUCUGCCUUUCUGAAUUAUCCAGGUUAUAGCAAAGGAACAGAACUGAGAUGCAACAGUAAGCUGUCAGAUAGGGAAGCAGGUAUUGAGUCAUUAAGCACUCAUCGUGAUGGUGCCCAUACUUUACAAGGUGGAGUUGCAUCUCCAGUUGAUCUUUCAUUGGGUAAUCUUUCAUUGUCAUCAUCCAAAGAAGUGGAACCUCUUGCACUUUCUUCUCAUGUUGACAUUGAUGUUUCUGAAGCCCUACUAAAGUCUCAAUCGAAGCAUUUGGAUCUCAUAGAUGGACACUCAAGCCCAGAAGCUUACAACUCAAAUGGAAUGGAAUCCGGUUCUCUCACUGGGAAUGCAACCAAAUUGGGAAAUGAUUAUGUGCAUAAAGAAGAAAUCCAACUGGACCCUUCAUCUGAUUUAAGCAUUGAUGAAAAGGUUUGCAUUAAAGAAAGCCAUAAAGGCUCUAAGCUAAUUGGUGGAGUAUCUAGUGACCUGGCUGCAUUUUAUUCUCUUCUAUCCACUAGAGAGCUGCAGACUAUAAAAAAUUCUGACCUGGAAUACAUAAAAGAACUUGGUUCGGGUACUUAUGGAACUGUAUCUUAUGGAAAAUGGAAGGGGUCCGAUGUUGCCAUUAAGAGGAUAAAACCCAGUUGCUUCACAGAAGACACAUUGGAGGAGGACCGAUUGGUUGCAGAGUUCUGGAAGGAGGCCCACAUACUAGGGCAGCUUCACCAUCCAAAUAUUGUGGCAUUCUAUGGUGUAGUUACAGAUGGACCUGUGACAAAUUUGGCAACGGUAACAGAAUACAUGGUGAAUGGCUCUCUUAAACAAGUGUUGCAAAAAAAAGAUCGAACAAUUGAUCAUCGGAAGAGAUUAAUUAUCGCUAUGGAUGCAGCCUUUGGUAUGGAAUAUCUACAUGGGAAGAACAUUGUUCAUUUCGAUUUAAAGUCUCAUAACUUGUUCAUGAAUAUGAGGGAUCCUCAGCGACCAGUUUGCAAGAUUGGUGACCUGGGCUUGUCAAAAAUUAAACGGAGGACACUCAUCUCUGGUGGGUUACGAGGAACUAUACCAUGGAUGGCUCCAGAACUUUUUAACAGUAAGAAUGACUUGGUAACAGAAAAGAUUGAUGUAUACUCAUUUGGAAUAGUCAUGUGGGAACUCUUGACUGGGGAGGAACCUUAUGGAAAGUUGAGCUCAGAGGAAAUAAUAGCUGGUAUAAUCAAAGGCAAUCUGCGACCCAAAAUUCCAACCUGUGACCCAGCAUGGAGAUCAUUGAUGGAGAGGUGCUGGUCAUCUGAUCCUGGCUCUAGGCCGGAUUUCUCAGAGAUUGCUAAGGAGCUACGUGUUAUGUCUGCAGCCAUGAACAUCAAGUGACUUCCACAAGAUGGCUGGCUAUGUCAAAUUAAGAGUCCUUUUGUGUAAAUAUAAUGGGGGCCUAGGAACAUGGGCAUGUUGAGAUGGGAUAAAUUUUCUGUCCACUGUCGGGUUUGAUAUGAACAGUACUCCCUUGUUUUGCUGAAAGCUGAACCAGGCAAAGCCUUUCUCAGUAUCACCAGCAUGAGAUAGAGAGUCUGGAAACAGGGGCCUAUGUGUGAACAACAAACAGUUUUUGUAGUUCAUUAAUGAAAAGACAAGGCCUCUGUGAAUCUUGUUUGUAUUGUUUGUUCACAAAGCUAUAAAUAGCAAUGCACUGUUUUACAGAAA
Messenger RNA from Vitis riparia (riverbank grape), 3596 nucleotides. RefSeq lists its product as uncharacterized. The transcript has 8 exons. The record is from RefSeq and is a predicted model, not a curated record. Lineage: Eukaryota; Viridiplantae; Streptophyta; Magnoliopsida; Vitales; Vitaceae. Gene Ontology annotation, biological process: protein phosphorylation; signal transduction. Bases 15 to 3266 code for a protein of 1083 amino acids. Gene Ontology annotation, cellular component: cytoplasm. Gene Ontology annotation, molecular function: protein binding; protein kinase activity; ATP binding.